CAGAAGCUUGAGUUAGAGAAGUUUGUUUCUUGUGCAGACAUUACAGAAAUACUUAGAUUUGUGUAUCUGUUUAUCACUCUUCUGGUUUGUAUGUCUUGCAAGCAGUAGAUGUUUCACUUCCUGAAUAGUGUACUGCAUCAUGAAAUUGGAGGUGCCAGAAAGUCUUCAAGAUGUUGCUGUUGAAUUUUCAAGGGAGGAAUGGGAGAUGCUGAGUAAAGAAGAGAAGAAGCUGCACUGGGAAGUGAUGCUGCAGAACUUCGAUAAUAUGAUAGAUGUUGGGUACAGCAUCCCAGUGGACCACCUUUGGUCACUUAUUUUGAAAGAUAAGAUGCUUCCAUCUGAUAAUGGUGACAAAGGAAUGACUUUGCAGCAAAACCAUCUUCCUGGUAACAGAGUUAGCAUCAACAGGAUUGCAGAUUUCUCUGAGAUCCAGACUCUUCAGUCAUCCCAUGAGAAACCUCAGGAUGCUGAAUUUAACAAAGCUCUCUCAGAUAAAAAGUCAAUCGCAAGAGAAAAUGCUUUACAUUUUGAAACCGGACAUAACUGUAAGGAAGGUGAUGAUGGAUUUAUAAAAAAAAAUAAACUAGAAGCAAUUCUACAAACUCCCAUGAAAAUGGCAUGUAGUCAGCUUAAUUGCAACAAAAGUGUAACAUUCAAUAUUAAUGAUUUAACUCCUCAAUUAAGUAAGAGUGGGAAAAGGCGAAAUAAUACAAUGGCAUUGCAUGAGCAGAUAUGCAAUAAACAAAAGCUUUACAAAUGUGUCACAUGCAGCAAGACUUUUACAAAUAGGAGUAAUAUGAUAGCUCAUCAAAGGACCCACAGUGGACAGAAGCCCUACCAAUGCAAUGUGUGUGAUAAGAGAUUUACACAGAGGAAUAAUAUGAUAUGUCAUCAGACUACCCACAGUGGACAGAAGCCCUACCAAUGCAGUGUGUGUGGCAAGAGGUUUGCACAUAGGAGGUAUGUGAUAUCUCAUCAAAGUAGCCACAGUGGACAGAAGCCAUACCAGUGCAGUCUGUGUGACAAGAGGUUUGCAUGGAAAAGGUCUAUGGUACUUCAUCAGCAUAUCCACACAGGACACAAAUCCUAUAAAUGCAGUCUGUGUGACAAGAAGUUUGUAAAGAAGAGUCAGAUGGUAAGUCAUCAGACUACCCACACAGGUCAGAAAAACUACAAAUGUGCCACAUGUGGUAAGGGUUUUGGGCACAAGAGUAAUUUGAAUAUACAUCAGAAUACACACACAGGGCACAAACCAUAUAAGUGCAACAUGUGUGACAAGACAUUUACACUGAAGGGUAACAUGGUAAAACACCAACUUAUACACACUGAAGAGAAGCCCUAUAAAUGCACCAUGUGUGAAAAGAGUUUUGCACAGAAGAAACAGAUGGUAAGUCAUCAGAGUAUCCACACAGGACAGAAAAACUACAAAUGUGCCUCAUGUGGUAAGGGUUUUAGGCAGAAGGGCAGUAUGUAUAGGCAUCAGAAUACACACACAGGGCAGAAACCCUAUAAGUGCACCGUGUGUGACAAGACAUUUUCACAGAAGAGUAACAUGGUAAAACACCAGCAUAUACACGCUGAAGAGAAGCCCUAUAAAUGCACCAUGUGUGAAAAGAGUUUUGCACAGAAGAAACAGAUGGUAAGUCAUCAGUGCUCACACACUGGACAGAGUUUAUAGUCAUUUAGAAGAAAACUCAAUUAUGGCAGUAGAACAAAAGGGCAAUAAAUGAAAGUCAUGUG
Molecule: messenger RNA, 1740 nt
Organism: Protopterus annectens (West African lungfish)
Lineage: Eukaryota; Metazoa; Chordata; Ceratodontiformes; Protopteridae
Product: zinc finger protein OZF-like
Exons: 4
Coding region: 140-1678 (512 amino acids)
Biological process (GO): negative regulation of transcription by RNA polymerase II
Molecular function (GO): DNA-binding transcription repressor activity, RNA polymerase II-specific
Source: RefSeq, a predicted model, not a curated record